UAUCUCCCUCUCCGUUGUUCGUCAAUUCACAACAGGUUUAAAACGCCUUCUUCAGUUCAUUCGUUAGCGACACAACCAUGCGAUACUACUUGUUUGAUUCUCGCUUCUGGCUAGCGGCCGUCGUCUUUGUUACGUUUGUCUGCCAUAAUCUGUCCAAUGCACAAUUGGUCGAUGACAAAUCGGACAAGAACAAUGUGAGCGUGGACGUUUACUAUGAAUCAUUAUGCAGCGAUAGCAUGCGAUGGAUCGUAAAUCAACUCGUACCGUCGUAUCCGGAAUUGAAAAAUCAUCUCCAUGUUACGUUUAUUCCUUAUGGUAAAGCUAUGCACGCGCGCGAAAGCGAAACCGGUCCAUGGCAGUUCUUGUGUCAACAUGGAGCCGCCGAGUGCCGUGGGAAUAAGGCCCAAGCGUGUGCGAUUCACGCUAUACAGACCUCUGAGGAAGCCCAGGAACAACAGCAACUAAUGGUCAAACUGGUCGGUUGUGCAAUGUCCGCUCGGAACCCGUCGACCGCUGUUCCGCAGUGCGCUCAAGACAUCGGCCUAAGCGAAGGAACGCGGAAAUUGAUUAACGACUGUAUUGCGAGCCCGCUCGGGGACGAUUUGCUCGUAGCGAAUGGUGAUAAAACGCACAAUCUCCAACCACCGCUUAAAUUCGUACCAACUAUAAUAAUCAACGGGGCAUACUCAAAGAAAAAUCAGGACGUGGCACUAAACAAUUUCUCCAAGCUGAUCUGUCAAUAUUUGACAGAGCAAGAGAAACCGAGUCUUUGUAGCAGCGUCAAUUAAGGAAAAUUAGAAAGGAUAAAAUCGAGUUACGCGUUGAAGGUGCGGGGACAAAUAAUUGCUCGGUUGAAAUAGAUGAUGUAUUAUUCAUUUAUAAUAUACAUAUAAGUAUCUAUGUACAAAAAUAUAUACGAUUUGUCAAAUAUAACGGACUACUACGUAUAAAAAUGAUCGUAAAAAAAGAAUAAACGAAAUAAACGAAUUUUUGGAAAGACA
This is a messenger RNA of Cataglyphis hispanica, 1001 nucleotides long. RefSeq names its product GILT-like protein 1 (gene GILT1). The record is from RefSeq and is a predicted model, not a curated record. Gene Ontology annotation, molecular function: oxidoreductase activity, acting on a sulfur group of donors, disulfide as acceptor. The coding region runs from base 78 to 788 and encodes 236 amino acids. NCBI's taxonomy places the organism in Eukaryota, Metazoa, Arthropoda, Insecta, Hymenoptera, Formicidae. The transcript is spliced from 5 exons.